CAGGCAGUGACCUCACGAGCGCCAUAUUAAAAUGCUUCUUCUUCCCUACUUUUUUUGUGUUGAGAACGUAGCCACCAUCAGUCUGCCUCUUGGUUUCAAGAGAUUGACAGAGAACAUGAUGGAAAUAAACUCACUCCAAGAGGCGCUCAAAGACUUUGACAAGAAAGGGACGCAAGAAGUGGCUCCCCUGCUAGAUCAGUUUCUGUGUCAUGUUGCCAAGACUGGAGAAACCAUGGUCCAGUGGUCCCAGUUUAAAAGCUAUUUCCUCUUCAAACUGGAGAAAGUGAUGGAUGACUUCAUAGCCUCAGCACCCGAUCAAAGGGGGGUAGCCAAUCCCAAUGUGGAGUCCAUUCCAUUUGAGGACAUGAAGGAGAGGAUACUGAAGAUUGUGAAUGGAUACAAUGGAAUUCCAUUUACGAUCCAGCGUUUGUGUGAGCUGCUUACAGAACCCAAGAGGAAUUACACAGGAACAGAGAAAUUCCUCAGAGGUGUUGAGAAGAAUGUGAUGGUGGUCAGCUGUGUGCAUCCUACCUCAGAGAAAAACGGAUGCAGUGGUGUGAAUAGAAUUAAUGGUGUUAUGUUGCCUGGAAACUCAUCUGCUUUUACAGAGAGUCUCUUAUUAUUUUCUUGCAGGAAAGUUAAUGGCCCAGGGACCCCCAGGCCGCUGAACAGACCAAAACUCUCUCUAGCCAGCUCACUAGCGACAAACGGUCUACCGGACAGUACAGAAAACAAAGAUCCUACCACAGAGCAGGGACAUGACACACAUUCCAGUGAGGUGUCAGCAUCGGAUACGCUAGGGAGCUCUGUGAAGAACAAGCACUAUGACGAUCAGGAGGUUAUGGAGGCGGAGCAGCACGAGGUGAAGAGGCUCAAGUUCAACAAAGAUAAAGAGGAGGAGCAGAAGGUGGACACCCUCAGCUCCUGCCAUGCUGACAGCUUGUCGGAAGAGACAGAGUCCAUGGUCCAGGAGAAGGAGGAGGAGGACAGUGAGGCUGCCAGUACUGAUGGGACUUGUGAAGACCAAGAGCCAUCGAGCACACAGUCAGAGCCAUCAGCAGGGCCCGGGGCGGAUAAGCAGGCAGACGGGGAGGUACCUUGUGACUCCCAAGAGGAAGGUAAUGACAUGGACCAGUCAGAACAGCAGGCCACUGCUGGCGUCCUGAAGAACCCUGAGGCCCGGGACAGCGAUGAGGGCAGUGACCCAGUCAGCAGCAGUAGCGCCAGCAGCUGUAACAGUGCAGAGAAUGAAUCCAGGGAAGAGGCAGCCCCUGCUCCCUCCAGCAGUACUCCUGAGCCAGCUGCAGAGGGUGCCAUGGAGAGUGGCAGCCAGGACACUGGGACCAGUGAAGAGCCCAUGGAGCAGGACUAACAGCUCCUCAGGAUCGAUCUAUUGACCAUUAAGAACAUCUGUCCUCAAGUCUAGCUUGAGUGUCACCGGUGAAGGGGCUACUCCAUCCUGGUCCCCUAGAUACUUUACGCCUUGUCUACAUUUUGGCUACUCUUCAAAAUGACCACCUGUCAUUGAUGUGGACAUCCACAUUUUAUUUUCAAUUGAAGAUUUUUUAACUGGAUUAUUUUCUUCCCCUACACUCUAUUUAAGAGUUUCCUUUUAAGGCUUGUGGUCUCCAGAGGUCUUUGUUUCAGCCUUGGUCAGUCUUUUGGGUUGCAUAUGAUGUUUGUUCAAGCUGUGCUGAUUGGACGGUGUGUUCACCUGGGUAUUGUUUUCUCAUCAGUUUGAGCAUUUGACAGGUAAAGCAGGCCCAGUUUUGUUCCUGUAGCCAGUUGUUUUUCUCUGUGGAUUAUCACCCCCGCCAAACCACCAGAGUCAGGACAGAGCUAACCCUGCUAACUAACCUCUUCAUUAUUUAUGCUGUUAGUUACUUACUCCAGAGAUGAGCUAGCUAGCAUUUCUGUUUGACUGAAGCUCGAGCCUCAGCAUCCAGCCCAUACCACUGUUUUUACUCAUGUGCCACCAUCUUGGCUGUUGAGGAAAAAGUAUCUUUCUAUGUUAUUUAAAAAAUCUAUUUUCCUCGUGAGAUGGAGUAUUGUAUUAGAUUUUCCAUGUGAGACCAUAUUCUCCUUUUUAAAAUGCGUCUGUUGUCUUUGCUAUGAUGCACUACCGACCCAACUCGAAGAGUAAUGUAACAUGCUAAUUUUACCUUCAGAUAUAAGAUUAUAUCAUUUUGGGGGCACCAUAAUUUAUAUAAACAUUUCAACUCAACUACUUAUUUUGUAAAACGUUAUUUUGUGGCAGCCAGUUGAGUUUCCAAAACCAGCUGUAAGUACAAGAUGACUUCCAAUUUGGAUUGUGAUGUCACCAAGUUGUUUGACUGACAGAUAUCCAGAGCAGUUACUGGUUUCUUUCUAUAGCUGUACUUUUGAUAUUUAGAAUUUUAAAUUUCUGUAAAGUAGACUUUUGUAGAUUGUAAUACAGUAUGUGUUCACUUCCUUUGUGAAACCAUAUAAUUGUAUAAUUUCUGUGUAUACUCUGAAUGAUUUUGCUUUCAAUGCAGUAUUCAGAUAAAGCAAUAAAUGUUCACAUUUUUGUGUGGUCAUGCUUUCUUA
Molecule: messenger RNA, 2568 nt
Organism: Oncorhynchus tshawytscha (Chinook salmon)
Lineage: Eukaryota; Metazoa; Chordata; Actinopteri; Salmoniformes; Salmonidae
Product: serine/threonine-protein phosphatase 4 regulatory subunit 2-B
Exons: 9
Coding region: 32-1372 (446 amino acids)
Biological process (GO): protein dephosphorylation
Cellular component (GO): nucleus; cytoplasm; protein phosphatase 4 complex
Molecular function (GO): protein phosphatase regulator activity
Source: RefSeq, a predicted model, not a curated record